GGGAGGGGAAGGGGGUGCAAGCGCCAAUCAUUUUCAGAAAAGAUUAGUGAGAGGGGCUGAACUUUGAGGAGAGGGUAUAAAAAUACCUAGACUCUGAUUAAAACACAUUUCUUCUCCGGAUAUUCUCUUUUAAAUCCCUCGCACAGAAGAAAAGGUGAAGGCAAGCUUGUGUCAAAAUGAAGGUUUUUGCCCUGACUGCUCUGCUGAUCAGCAUCUGCUAUGUCGAAGGUGGUUUAGUGAAACGGCAAGCCGAGGAAGAACCUCAGGUAGAGGCCUCAACCACCCUUACCACUCAGUUAACUGAAUUUAUCCGGAAACUGCAACAGGAAACCGAAGGAUUUGCUACAUCCAUCAAGGAAAAAAUUGGGCAACCAACAGUAGAAGACUUCAGGAGGCAAUUUAAUACGGCGCUCCAGCAAUUUCAGGACAGCUUUGAUCCUAUCACCGAACACAUCAGGCAAAAUGUAGGCCGAUUGUUCACCCUCCCUGGUCAGGCCCAGCAACCCGUGGAAGAAGGUUCAUAAAGUCGACUUCUCUCCCAAAAUGGAGUUCUCCGUUUUCCUUUGGCCUCGGGGUGUGGGGUGUGGGGUGUGGGGUGUAUAUUGAGCCAAAGAUCCUGGCACGUUUUUCCUGAAUCGAAAGUGUUGAAAUCCUAAAAAGUGGUCACAAUAAAGAUAAAUCUUUCCCUA
Messenger RNA from Notechis scutatus (mainland tiger snake), 689 nucleotides. It is a transcript of the gene APOA2, whose product is annotated as apolipoprotein A2. Gene Ontology annotation, cellular component: extracellular region. The record is from RefSeq and is a predicted model, not a curated record. NCBI's taxonomy places the organism in Eukaryota, Metazoa, Chordata, Lepidosauria, Squamata, Elapidae. Gene Ontology annotation, biological process: lipoprotein metabolic process; lipid transport. Gene Ontology annotation, molecular function: lipid binding.